Molecule: messenger RNA, 1267 nt
Organism: Anoplophora glabripennis (Asian longhorned beetle)
Lineage: Eukaryota; Metazoa; Arthropoda; Insecta; Coleoptera; Cerambycidae
Product: polygalacturonase-like
Exons: 2
Coding region: 101-1189 (362 amino acids)
Biological process (GO): pectin catabolic process
Cellular component (GO): extracellular region
Molecular function (GO): polygalacturonase activity
Source: RefSeq, a predicted model, not a curated record
GGUUGUUAUCUUAUAAAAGCGCACACUUGUAGUUGCAUUUUUUCAGUCUGUGUUGUGAAACGGGUUGUAUAAAGGUACACACCAUACAUACGAAGACAAAAUGAGGUGCUGGCUCCCCAUCUUAACGGUAUUAGUGACCAGUUUAACAAUUAUUCCACAGAACACCAGUGCAGCAUCCUGUACAAUUUCAAAAUACAAUGCUAAUGACAUCAGAAAUGCCCAAAACGAUUGUUCUCAAAUCGUUAUCAAUAAUAUUGAAGUAGCUGCUGGUGAGACAUUGGAUUUGACACAUCUUAAGCAAGGCACCAAAGUAAUCUUCCAAGGAACCAUCACAUGGGCGUACAAGGAAUGGUCUGGACCAUUGCUUAGCGUUGCAGGUACUAACAUUGAAAUCACCGGUGCCUCAGGUCACGUGCUCGAUGGUAGGGGAUCUCUGUGGUGGGACGGCCUAGGAACAAACGGUGGAAAGACGAAGCCACAAUUCUUUAGAGUCAAACUAACAAACUCGAAUAUAGACAAUAUCAAUAUUAAAAACUCUCCUGUGCAUAUAUUCUCUAUAAGCAACUGCGACAACCUGGUGAUUCAACAAAUCAACAUCGACAAUUCUGCUGGUGACUCUGGCGGUGGCCACAAUACCGAUGCUUUCGAUGUUGGCAACUCCAAUGCCAUCACCAUCAAGCACAGUACUGUUUACAACCAAGAUGACUGUUUGGCAAUCAACUCUGGAACCAACAUCGUAUUCGCCGACAACUACUGUUCCGGUGGACACGGAAUUUCUAUCGGUUCUGUUGGUGGCAGGGACAACAACGUCGUUAAAGGCGUUCAAGUUUACAGAUGCGAGGUUGCCAACUCCGACAACGGAAUUAGAAUUAAGACCGUCUAUGGAGCAACUGGAUCCGUGUCUGACGUCUCAUACGAAGACAUCACCCUGACUGGUAUCCACAGAUAUGGUAUCAUCAUUGAGGGUGAUUACGAAAAUGGAAGCCCCACUGGUACACCAACUGGAGGCGUACCAGUUACCGACUUGACGGUGAAGAAUGUUCAUGGAACAGUCGACUCUUCUGGGGCUAACGUUUAUAUUUUAGUACAGAACGCCGCUAACUGGUAUUUCUCCGGCAUCUCCGUCACAGGUGGAUCUAAAACUAUGGCAUGUACAGGUAUUCCUUCUGGUGCAGGAAUAUCGUGCUGAUUUGGGAAUAUCAUUUAACUUUUUUGUAUUUAAUGUGAACACCUACAUAUUAGUAAUAAACAGUAAUAACAAAAUCUA